Salarias fasciatus (jewelled blenny) is the source of this 2567-nucleotide messenger RNA. RefSeq names its product syntaxin-2-like. Gene Ontology annotation, molecular function: SNAP receptor activity; SNARE binding. Gene Ontology annotation, biological process: synaptic vesicle fusion to presynaptic active zone membrane; intracellular protein transport; exocytosis. The transcript has 9 exons. Gene Ontology annotation, cellular component: synaptic vesicle; endomembrane system; SNARE complex. Bases 133 to 930 code for a protein of 265 amino acids. The record is from RefSeq and is a predicted model, not a curated record. Lineage: Eukaryota; Metazoa; Chordata; Actinopteri; Blenniiformes; Blenniidae.
UGAACGGAGUGGAGGCGGUCCUUUGUCUGGUGGCUUUAUCGGGGGCGCGCCUACGUGCCCGCGCCGUGCAUCACGCAGGUGUGCUGGGGUGAGGUCAUCGCUCGCGAGGACGUGCAGCAGGAGCAGCGGGGAAUGAUGAACGCAGCCAUCAUGGACGACUUCUUCAAAACGGUUGAGGAAGUCAGAUGCCUGAUUGCAAAAAUCUCCUUUCAAGCAGAGGAGGUGAAGGCAGUACAUGGUGUCAUCCUCUCCUCUUCAAAUCAGGACAAAAAAAACAAAGAUGAACUGGAGCUGCUGAACACUGAGACCAAGAAGAAUGCAAACUUAGUCCGAGCAAAGUUAAAAUUCAUGCUCAAGAAAUGGCCGGUGGAUGACGACAGCAUGGGUGCCACAGUAAUCCAACGAAUUCAGAAGAACCAGCACUCACACCUGACUCGGUGGUUCUCUGAAGUCAUGAGGGACUAUCAUAAGGCGCAAGUCUGCUUCAGAGAGAAAUGCAAGGCAAAAAUUCAGAGACAGCUGGAAAUUGUGGACAAAGUGACCUCAGAUGAUGAAUUGGAGGAGAUGCUGCAUCGAGACAAUCUGGCCGUCUUCAUUUCUGAUGUCAACUGUGACGCUGAAAUUUCGAGUCAGGCUUUGACUGAGAUUGAGCGUCGUCAUGAAGACAUCCUCUGCCUGGAGUCCAGCAUUAAAGAGCUGCAUGAGGUGUUUGCUGACACUGCCAUGUUGUUGGAGAGUCAGGGGGAGUUGAUCAACAACAUAGAGAAGAACGUCACCAGUGCUUCUGAGUAUGUCGCUGGAUCCAAAGAGGAAACUGAUAAAGCGGUCGCAUACAAAAAAAAUCGCUUCAAGAUCGCCUCUCUUCCGAUUUUCUUGAAGCCCCUCAAGAGAAAAUCUUCAGUUAAAACUAAUGUAGAUCCAAAGAUCUGAACCAGGAGUGAACUCACAAGCCUCUUUGAACGCCCUGAUCAGCAUCAACGCCUCGGCCACAAGAAAAACACUUUCAUCUCAUUUGAAGUUCACAUCUGCCCCCAAAAAGACACUGAAGACACGGUUCCCUGUAACCUGUCAAAUGAAAAGAUACUGUGGAGAACAGAAUUUUCUUUCUCAAGCUGGAAAAACAUUUUAACUUUGUUUAUAAAAGUAUGCCUUCUACUGUACUGCACUGCCUUCUACUGUUAUGUAUUGACAAGAACUGUUUGAAUCACCUUUUCAUCUGUUUAGCCAGCAGGUGGCAUGAGAGCACUGCUGUGAAUCCAAUGUAGUUUCAGAUCAGCUUGGUAUUUCAGCUAAUAGUAUUGCUGUGAAAGUUACAGUAAAACGACAAUAAUAUGAGAUAGAAAACUGUCUUGCCAUGGCAGGUUAAACCUCAUGAACUGUACUUUACAGACCAUUCGGGGUGACAUGAAUAAUGAUGAGCAUAUCCUCGAUCAGAGUCCGACCAGUGUGACGUUUGUUUGUUCUUUCUGAGUGAAUGUGGGCCUGAAUGAAUGUAAUGUAGAAAAGCAGCUGAGCAGACAUCAGUUUAUUGAAUGACUGUUUUAAUAAUUGUCAAUGAAAAGGCUGGUGUCAAAUUACAAACACCCAACAAAACAGAGUGCUGUGCUCGAAACAAAUAGUGUGAAUUAGAAAGUGCUCUCCAUGGUCAGACAUAUUGUACCAGCUUGAUUUAUUUAUAGAUCUCAUUUAUUGCUGUCCAGGAGAAAUGAUGGAAAGUCAUUUUACAAUGAAGUAUUUUUGUUUUUGUUUUUUUGUUUUGUUUUUGUUUUUUACAUCUUUCUGGGGACAAACAGAUGAGCAAAUGCUUUUUCUUUGUUUUUGUUUUUUUGUGGACAUUUAAUCUGGAAAAUUAGAAUCAGUUUGAAUUUAAUGUCUUGUUCCCAUUUUGGAGUUAUUGUAACAUUUUUUUAAAGCUCUGUAUCUAUGAAUCUAAAGAGUUUUGUAAAUUAGGCAUGUGCUUGUGCAGAAGACUCUCAGAUUUGUUACUGUUCAAGGAAAUGUCUCAAUGGUGCAUCUUAAAAAUGCAAGAAAUUUGGAACAACUACAUUCUCAAACAUCCUCAAUAGCUCACCUCUUCUUGAGCCGAGAAGCACUUUCUUUCAUUGAUAGUUAGCCCAGUAUAUAUGAUAUUUUCCCAAGGAAAGUUUAAAUCCUGAAAUACACAGGAUAAAAUGUUGCUCACUGUGAAGUUUCAUUUGCAAUGCAGCUCACUGCUUUACAGGUUAUUCUAUUCUAGCACCCAGAAAGUUACCCCCAUCUCAAAGGCUGUAAUUAGACCACCCAGCAGAUAAAACGUGUUUCUUUUUUUCCAAAUACACGAUGAGUACACUGGGGAUUUUUAAAGUCUACUUUAGAUGAAAUACUUUCUUUAGCUGAAAAAAGUCACAUGAUAACACCAGGCUGCCAAAAUGUGUGUCCUCAUUUCAGAUCAGUCUGUGAAAGCCUGAUGAAUAAAUUGUGAAAAACCAAAAGGAAAAAAGCAGUUUAUUUUUAAUCACGACUUUAAACAUAUCCUGACCAUGAUAAAUUAUGAUCCCAUUUAGAACAAUUCUAUUAAUUUCAUGUCA